AUGACGCCUCUAACAGCAAAAGCGUUAUCUGACCAAGAAGAGUUCUAUUCUCGAAAACGGGUGGAAAUCGUACAGUCGCACGCCGUCAAUGUCAUACACGAGGAACAAGUCCAAAAGUACUUUUCGCAACGCGGGAUGGAAGAGGGACAUGAUAUUAUGAAUGGACAGGGGGCAAGGGUUCUCGGACAAGGUGUAAAUACUGGUACUACCAGUGGAAGCGGUGGUGGUGGUGGUAUGAGCAGGGAUACUACGAUCCGACGAGAGGCUAGUCCGCGUGACAACAACGAAGAUCUACAGAAUUCACUCAAAAUGUUCGCGCCGCGACAGCCGCCACCACGGGGACAUGAACAACCCUACGAAGCGACCGGAGCAACGCCAUUGGAACGGUACCUGACGCCGGGAGACUUGAACGAAGUAUCCUACAUGCGGAAACCUGUUAUGAUGCAGGCACGGUGCUACGGCGAUAUGGGUAGUGUCGAGAUUCGAGCACAUCAAGCGCAGGUGUUGGUGGACAAGACGACCAGAGAGGGACAGACUGCAAAGGGGAGUACGCGUGAUGGAUUUGUCUACAAGUGA
Talaromyces marneffei is the source of this 576-nucleotide messenger RNA. RefSeq lists its product as uncharacterized. The transcript has 2 exons. The record is from RefSeq and is a predicted model, not a curated record. Bases 1 to 576 code for a protein of 191 amino acids. NCBI's taxonomy places the organism in Eukaryota, Fungi, Ascomycota, Eurotiomycetes, Eurotiales, Trichocomaceae.